UUAUUAAUUUUAAUAAUUUACUUUUUUAUAGUUUUUGAUUGAAUAUAAAUAUUGAAAACGUCUGAAGAUGAAUAACAAGAACUCGUAUGUGAGUGGUAAUAGAAAGCGUUCCUGGAGCUCAGGCAACGGUGGAGAUGAAAACUGUAUAGCUAAUAGAAGACGGGGCUUGCCAAUCUAUUCAGCAAAGCAGAGAUUCCUUUCUGAAAUACGGCGAACGCACACAGCCAUUGUCAUAGGGGAGACAGGCAGUGGGAAAACAACUCAAAUUCCACAGUAUUUAUUAGAGAGUGAUUUAGCUGGGUAUGGUGUCAUAGCUUGUACGCAGCCACGUCGUGUUGCAGCUAUUACUAUUGCUGAACGUGUUGCGCUUGAGCAGAAUUCAGAACUUGGAGAUGAGGUUGGUUAUUGUGUUCGCUUUGAUGAUACCACUUCAUCGAAAACUCGGAUCAAAUAUAUGACUGAUGGUAUGCUUUUAAGAGAAUCGAUUCUUGACCCUGUAUUAAAAAAGUAUUCUAUUAUUAUACUGGAUGAAGCCCAUGAACGGACUGUCCACACUGAUGUCUUACUUGGUAUAGUGAAAGGGGCGCAAGAACACAGAACGCACAGUAUUCAUCCACCACUCAAGGUGAUUGUAAUGUCAGCUACGAUGGAUGUGGAUCACUUUUCCCACUAUUUCAACCAAGCACCUGUGUUCUACAUCCAAGGAAGGCAGCAUCCAAUACAGUUACUCUAUGCAAGUGAACCCCAAAGUGAUUAUAUCCAUGCAGCACUUGUAGCAAUAUUUCAAAUCCAUCAGAAAGCACCAGCAGAGGAGGAUAUACUUGUAUUUCUAACAGGACAGGAGGAGAUUGAAUCAUUACUGAAAGCUGUCAAAGAUGUUGCACAGGAUUGUCCAGAUGAUUGCCCAGGUGUGCAGGUUCUACCAUUGUAUGCAUCAUUACCUCCAUCAAUGCAAAUGAAAAUAUUCAACCCAGCUCCGAGGGGAAAAAGGAAAAUUAUUCUGUCAACAAAUAUAGCAGAAACGUCUGUUACGAUUCCAGGAAUUAAACAUGUUAUUGACACAGGGCGUGUGAAAGCAAAAAGUUUCAAAGCUGGAAGUGGUCUUGAUAUCCUGAGAGUCCAAAGAAUAUCACAAGCACAGGCCUGGCAGAGAAUGGGAAGAGCUGGAAGAGAGAGUAGUGGCAAUUGUUGGCGUUUGUAUACUGAAGAAGAAUAUGAAAAUCUGAAACCAAAUACUGUACCAGAAAUACAAAGAUCCAAUCUAAGCAGUGUAGUUCUGCAUCUUUUGUCUUUGAAUAUCCGAGAUGUGUUGCACUUUGACUUUUUAGAUCCACCAUCAAAAGAGAAUUUGGUUGAUGCCUUAAAUCAGUUGGAAUUACUAGGAGCUAUGCAGCAGAGGAACAACAAUGAGUUGACAUCACUUGGGAAGCAAAUGUCAGUCUUCCCAUUGGAACCAAGGCUUUCAAAGAUCUUAAUUUCCUCAAGACAGUACAGUUGUUUGGAUGAGGUUCUAGCUAUUGUUUCUAUGUUGUCGGUGGAAUCCAUUUUAAUCACACCAAAUAACAAGAGGGAGGAGGCACAUGCUGCAAGGAAGAAGUUUCUAUCAAGUGAAGGUGAUCACAUCACCUACCUCAACAUACAUAAAGCAUAUAGAGGAGUUGGCGGCAAUAAGGACUGGUGCCAUGACAAUUUCAUUAACAUCCGUAGUAUGAAACAAGCUGAGGAAAUUCGUAAACAGUUGAGGGAUCUGUGCAUUCGUGAAAAUAUACCUCGUAGCACUUGUGGAAAGGACACUACAUCCAUCAGGAAAUGUUUGACAGUGGGUUUGUUUAUGAAUGCUGCUGAGCUUCAGAGAGAUGGAACAUACAAAACUCUUGAUAAUAACAGACAUACAGUUAGCAUCCACCCAUCGUCGUGUUUAUUUCAAUGUAAACCUGCCUAUGUCCUUUACCAAGAGUUGGUCCACACUUCUAAGUGUUACAUGCGUAACUUAUGUGUAGUUGACCCUGAUUGGCUUAAUGAUGCUGCCCCAAGUUACUUCAGAAACAGAUGUAUCAGUCGGUGAUGGUCGAUCAUUUGCAUACAGAUAUACCAGUCAGUGAUGAAUGUUCGCAUACAGAUGUAUCAGUCAUUGAUUAUUUGCAUACAGACCUGUCAGUCAGUGAUAUCAUUUCAUACAGACUCCUUUGCAUACAGAUGUGUCAGUCGGUGAUAAUUGUUUGCAUAUAAAUGUAUGUCAUUGAUGAUUAUUUGCAUACCGACGUGUCAGUCAGUGAAGAUCAUUUGCUUACAGACAGAUGUGUUUGUUGGAGAUGAUAAUUUGUACGUACAGUUUAGUCGACGAAAUAAAUCAGUGCAGACAUUAAAAGUAACUUCAGAAACAGAUGCGUACAGAUGUGUUUGUUGGAGAUGAUAAUUAGUAUUAGCCAGUCGAUGAAAAAGAUCGGUGCAGACAUUAAAAAUACGGGUAUGUUUGUUUGAACAUAAGGACACAUUUAAUCCAGUCAAUGAAACCAAACAAAAAUUUUUGUUUAGGCCACAUUUUGGGAAAGUAAAAAAAAUGGGUAGGUCGGUAGGAAAACUUUUUUUUUAAACUAAAACGCUUAAAAAGUAGGAAAUAGACAAAUAAUACAACAAUUUUGGAUUCGCAUCGCAUACCAUGCACCAAAAUAGGCUAGGCCUUGGCCCCUAUCCUAGUCCAAGGCUAUUUCAGCCUUAUAAGCUUAUGAAAAAAAAUGAUUGUUCCUUGCAUUCAAAAAUAAAAAAAGCUAAAAUGCCGACCCUGAAUUUUGUAAAAUGUGGGUCAGUCGGGCGUGGCCAACACAAUAUUUUUUAUUUGGCCUGAUACAGACACAAAUAAUGUUGGUUAUUAUAGUCAAUGAUAUUGUUACUGUUAUUGAUGCUGUAAAAAGUAGUAGGAAAAAUUUCAACCACUACAGUACUGCCAAUAUUCCUGCUGCCUUGUGCUAGAAUGUUUUCUCUAUUACAAUGUAUAUUUGAUGAGAUUUGUAACAUACAAAUGAUAAAGUCAUUACUGAUAAUUUAAGAAAAAAAAAAGAGCAGCAUCACCACAUAUGGUACUGCAUUUGUUGGUUUCACAAGUCUUGCCAAGUAAAUGUCAGUCACAACAAUAUUUAUUAAAAAAUGAUAGUAGUAAUGAUUUUAAUUUUUAAAAUACAGUAUAAAUGCCAAGAAGUGGAAUUUAUCAUAAUAUAAUCAGUGAACAUGAGAUUGCAGGCCUAUACUAUUGCUUCAAUUGAUAAAGCUAAAAUAUUAUUUUACUCUUGUAGAUAAUUUAAUCACGAGGAAUACAUUCUUACCAAACAAUAUUUAUGUUUUUUAAUGUAAAUAUUAAUUUCUUCACUAUCUAUGGCAUCCUAAUAAUUGUGACACUAUGUAAUUUUAAUUUUGUUUUCAAUAAAACUAUCACAUUGUAA
This is a messenger RNA of Anneissia japonica, 3437 nucleotides long. RefSeq names its product ATP-dependent RNA helicase DHX33-like. The record is from RefSeq and is a predicted model, not a curated record. Gene Ontology annotation, biological process: positive regulation of transcription by RNA polymerase I. The transcript is spliced from 22 exons. Gene Ontology annotation, cellular component: intracellular anatomical structure; nucleolus. Gene Ontology annotation, molecular function: RNA binding; ATP binding. Bases 68 to 2065 code for a protein of 665 amino acids. Lineage: Eukaryota; Metazoa; Echinodermata; Crinoidea; Comatulida; Comatulidae.